Messenger RNA from Vigna umbellata (rice bean), 946 nucleotides. The record is from RefSeq and is a predicted model, not a curated record. NCBI's taxonomy places the organism in Eukaryota, Viridiplantae, Streptophyta, Magnoliopsida, Fabales, Fabaceae.
CAAGGUUUUUAAUUGUGGCUGCAGCUUACCAAUCCUUGAUAUUACCGAAAAUUGUGUAUAAUGAUAUCUCAAUAUGCAGUGAAACUCAAUAAACCUUGCCCUUGUGGUUGCAAUUGUGGUUGUGGUUGGGGUAGUGGUUUCGUAGCAAUCCUAGAAAUGCUGUUAAUGCAGCCACAAUUACAGUCACAAUCCUGUCACUUGUUAUGGGGCUUUCCCCUAAUAUGAGUGUUUAUCAUAGGUUUGGUUGUCACUGUUUUGGAAAGGGCUAUCCAUAAAGAGAGGGUUUCUACCAACAAGGAAAUUGAAGGAAGUGUCACUUGGUAAAAUGUUUUAUAAUGAAACUUAUCGGAACCUCAACUCUCAAGGGUGACACUCUGAUGGGGAAUUGGGUAUUAUGAGAUGUCUAAGUCUUGUAUUGACAAUGAAUGAUGAUCAACUUUGGACUUUGCAUUUCUUGUUUGGCAAGAACUUCGAGGGAGCCACUAGAAUUGUUGACCAAAGAGGUGUCAACAAGAUAUCUGCUCAUCCCAGUGGAAGGUUUAUCUUUCAGGUUACAGGAGAAUCCCGAAGAAAAGACCAAUAUCUCUGUUUUGCAGAGAAUUUUUGUGCUUGUCAUUCUUUCUUCUAUGAUGUCGUCAACAGAGGAGAACAACUUUGUUGUAAACAUCAGUUAGCUGCAAGACUUGCUGCAUCUUUGGGAUCAUAUGCUGAAGUUAACGUGUCUGAUGAGGAGCUAGCUCUGUUACUAUCCAGAAUAUAGCCCUUGCUUUGUAGAUUAACGCUUUAUAAUUUAUUUAAUAAUGAUUUCAUAGAGCAAGGAACAUAUCAUCUUUAGAUUUAGUUAAUAUGUAUUACAUGGGCAAAAGAAAGAACAUCUUAUCCGUAAAAAAGUGUGUUUAGAUGGGCAAAAGCAACAAUAGAUGAAGCACUAAAAGCCAUUUGUGGU